This is a messenger RNA of Panicum hallii, 928 nucleotides long. RefSeq lists its product as uncharacterized. Lineage: Eukaryota; Viridiplantae; Streptophyta; Magnoliopsida; Poales; Poaceae. Bases 1 to 606 code for a protein of 201 amino acids. Gene Ontology annotation, molecular function: RNA binding. The transcript is spliced from 2 exons. The record is from RefSeq and is a predicted model, not a curated record.
AUGGAGACAUCCAAAGAACAGGCUUCCACAAAAUAUGCUGAUUUCGAAGAGAAGGUUAAGAAGACCAUAUAUAUCGACCAGCUUUCUCCUCAAGUUACGACUCCAGUCAUCAAAGCAGCUCUUGCCCAGUGUGCAAAUGUUGUCAAUGUGGAGUUCAUUGUCAACUACACAAUCCCAUAUGAUAUCCCUUCUGCAGCGUUGGUGGAAUUGGAUGAUGAAGUGCAGGCCAAGGCUGCUGUCGAAUUGAUGACUGAUUUCCCAUUCAUAAUUGGGGGGAUGCCAAGGCCAGUAAAAGCUACCUAUGCAAAGGCUGAGAUGUUCCGGGAUCGCCCUCCUUGCCCUGGUCUUAAGAAAGAUUUCCGCUGGAUAAAACAAGGAGAUGGUGAGUAUGAAACAAUGAAGAAACUGAAAAACCUUGCAAAGAAGCAAGAGUCAGAGAACAUGGCUCUCAUAAAGAAUCUAUUGGACGAGGAGAAGGAACUGGCAAAGCAGCAGCAAGAAGCACUUGAUGGGAACGGCAAGAAGUAUGAAAUGCUGGAAGCUGUGGUGUCGAAUGGAACUAUCAGGAAACUUGCUCAUCAUUACGGAGUGAGCCUAGAUGACUGAUGGGACAAAUUCAUGGAACAGCUGCGCAGUCAUCAGUUUGUCCUGGGGCGUUGGUAGAUGCUGUGAUGAAUUAGAUUACUUGUGAUCCAUUAGCUGGAUCCUGCGGUGUAACAAUUGGUCCGACAUAGCUAGUGCAACAAGCUGUGGCUGCAUUAGAAUCCGAGAUAAUGGCAGCCAUAGUGUACAACCUUUUAUUUCUUAGCCUGUAACAAGUCGCCAAAACUGCAGCAUCCACUGUCUCGUGUGAUGUGUCGCGUGUACAUAUUGCUACAUGAAACUGGAGUACCUUUCUUCCUUGUGUCCAAGCCACCAAGUUUAUUUA